ACUCAAAUAAAAUUAACAAAAGCCUGUGAAAGCAAACAAAGUGUAAUAAAGUGAGUUCUUUGCGCGUAAUGGCGAAUCCAAUUUAACCAACAAAUACACUUCAUUGUGCUCAAAACUCGGAAUUUGGCGAAAUUGUUGCUACAAACUACAAGUGCAAAAUGCAUUCGAGGCUAAAAUUCCUGGCAUAUUUACAUUUAAUAUGCGCCACCAGCAUUUUCUGCCCGGAAUUCAGUGUCGCCCAGCAGCAGCAACAACAGGCGUCAUCUUUAACCGAGAAAAUACCAUUAGGUGCAAUCUUCGAGCAGGGAACGGACGACGUGCAAUCAGCCUUUAAAUAUGCAAUGCUCAAUCACAACCUGAAUGUGAGCUCCCGGCGCUUCGAGCUGCAGGCGUACGUCGAUGUCAUCAAUACGGCGGAUGCAUUCAAAUUAUCCCGCCUGAUUUGCAAUCAAUUCUCGCGCGGAGUCUACUCGAUGCUGGGCGCCGUGUCGCCGGACUCCUUUGACACAUUGCACUCCUACUCGAAUACGUUCCAAAUGCCAUUUGUGACGCCCUGGUUCCCCGAGAAGGUGCUCACCCCGUCGUCGGGACUGCUGGAUUUCGCUAUCAGCAUGCGUCCGGAUUAUCAUCAGGCGAUUAUCGAUACCAUCCAGUACUACGGCUGGCAGAGCAUUAUUUAUCUCUACGACUCGCACGAUGGCUUACUACGGCUGCAGCAAAUUUAUCAAGAACUGAAGCCCGGAAAUGAAACAUUCCGUGUGCAAAUGGUGAAGCGCAUCGCCAACGUAACAAUGGCCAUUGACUUUUUGCACACGCUCGAGGAUUUGGGUCGCUUCAGCAAAAAGCGCAUCGUGCUCGACUGCCCGGCGGAAAUGGCCAAAGAGAUCAUCGUCCAGCAUGUGCGGGACAUCAAGCUGGGCCGGCGCACCUAUCAUUACCUGCUCAGUGGCCUGGUCAUGGACAACCAUUGGCCCAGCGAUGUGGUCGAGUUUGGGGCCAUCAACAUCACCGGCUUUCGCAUUGUCGACUCUAAUCGGCGGGCAGUGCGUGAUUUCCAUGACAGCCGGAAGCGCUUGGAGCCAACGGGCCAGGGCCAAUCCGCCUCCCAAUCCCAGUUUCAGGCCAACGGCUUGCCGGCCAUUUCGGCUCAGGCUGCCCUGAUGUACGAUGCGGUUUUCGUGCUCGUCGAGGCCUUCAAUCGUAUUUUGCGCAAGAAGCCGGAUCAGUUCCGUUCCAAUCAUCUGCAGCGACGCAGCCACGGUGGCUCCUCCUCCUCCUCCUCAUCGUCUUCGUCCUCCUCCACCAACGAGUCCAGUGGCGCCUUGCUGGACUGCAACACUAGCAAGGGCUGGGUCACGCCCUGGGAGCAGGGCGAGAAGAUAUCCAGGGUUUUGAGAAAGGUGGAAAUCGAGGGCUUGUCGGGUGAAAUCCGCUUUGACGAGGACGGCAGACGCAUCAACUAUACCCUGAAUGUGGUGGAAAUGUCCGUGAAUAGCACUUUGCAGCAGGUGGCCGAGUGGCGAGAUGAUUUGGGUCUCCUGCCUAUUCACAGUCGCAGCUAUGCCACCUCAUCGAGAUCUGCCUCCGCCAGCACUGGGGACUAUGCUAGGAAUCAUACCUACAUAGUGACCAGUGUCCUGGAGGAGCCUUACCUGAUGCACAAGCAGUCCAGCUAUGGCGAGCAGCUGGUGGGCAAUGAUAGGUUUGAGGGUUACUGCAAGGACUUGGCUGAUAUGCUGGCUAACCACCUGGGAAUUAAAUAUGAAAUACGUUUGGCUCAAGAUGGCAACUAUGGAGCAGAGAAUCAGUAUGCUCCUGGUGGCUGGGAUGGCAUGGUGGGUGAGCUGCUGCGCAAGGAGGCGGACAUAUCCAUAGCACCCAUGACCAUAACAGCGGAACGUGAGCGAGUGAUUGACUUCAGCAAGCCCUUUAUGACCCUGGGGAUAUCUAUCAUGAUCAAGAAGCCUGUUAAGCAGACACCAGGAGUGUUUAGCUUCCUCAAUCCUCUUUCCCAAGAGAUAUGGAUAAGUGUAAUCCUCAGCUACUUGGGCGUCAGUAUUGUCUUGUAUUUUGUGACCCGUUUUCCGCCCUAUGAAUGGAGAAUUGUGCGCAGACCUCCGCCAGAUGCCACGGCCCAGCAACCGCCGGGUAUUAUUGGCGGGGCCACCACCACCCUCAGCGAUUCCCAAUCCCAUCAGCCUCCUGUGCCGCCCAAUGAGUUUAGUCUGUUGAACUCCUUUUGGUACUCCCUGGCCGCCUUUAUGCAGCAGGGUUGUGACCUUACACCACCUUCCAUAGCAGGAAGAAUUGCCGCCGCCGUUUGGUGGUUCUUCACCAUCAUCCUUAUAUCCUCUUACACUGCCAAUUUGGCGGCUUUUCUCACAGUGGAGCGCAUGGUGGCGCCCAUCAAGACGCCCGAGGAUCUGGCCAUGCACACGGAUAUGGACUACGGAACGCUCAAGCAUGGCUCCACAUGGAACUUUUUCAAGCGCUCACAAAUCGGUCUGCAUAACAAAAUGUGGGAGUACAUGAAUGCCAAUCAACGCUCCUCGGUUCUCAGCUACGACGAGGGCAUCCGCCGGGUGAGAACCUCCAAGGGAAAGUAUGCUCUGCUGGUGGAGUCCCCUAAGAAUGAGUAUGUGAAUGCCAGGCCGCCCUGCGAUACCAUGAAGGUGGGUCGUAAUAUAGAUACCAAGGGUUUUGGUGUGGCCACUCCUAUAGGGUCUCCUUUGAGAAAGCGACUAAAUGAGGCCGUGUUGACACUGAAAGAAAACGGUGAACUCUUGAGAAUCUGGAAAAAGUGGUGGUACGACAAGACCGAGUGCCCCAACCUGGACAGCCAGGAGACCAGCACGCCCAACGAGCUCUCGCUAAGCAAUGUGGCCGGCAUUUAUUACAUACUCAUAGGGGGCCUCCUCCUAUCGGUUAUCGUGGCCAUUGUGGAGUUCUUUUGCCGCAGCAAAUCCUCUAGCCUGAAGGCACCAUCGAAUGGAUCCGCCGGCGGCGUACCCGGGAUGCUGGGAUCCUCAACAUAUCAGCGGGACUCGCUCUCCGAUGCUAUUAUGCACUCGCAGGCCAAGCUGGCGAUGCAGGCGAGCAGCGAAUACGAUGAGCGAUUGGUGGGCGUUGAGUUGGCCUCCAAUGUGCGGUAUCAGUACAGCAUGUAAGGGAGGAGAGCGCUUCAUCUUGUAAAUAAUUGAGAAGGCAUCAACCGGGGAAACUAAACGACGCUGGCAAUCAACUCUCUCGGGCGGCGUUCAAAAAAAACUGUACAGAAUAACCAUAAAUAAUUACUAUUGUAUUUUUGAUAAAUGUGUAUACAAAGCGAGUGCAUAAAUUACGAGUAACUAUAGCUACGACUACCACUAACUAACAACUAAACACUAAACACU
Drosophila kikkawai is the source of this 3392-nucleotide messenger RNA. RefSeq names its product Glutamate receptor IA (gene GluRIA). Gene Ontology annotation, biological process: modulation of chemical synaptic transmission; synaptic transmission, glutamatergic. NCBI's taxonomy places the organism in Eukaryota, Metazoa, Arthropoda, Insecta, Diptera, Drosophilidae. Gene Ontology annotation, cellular component: plasma membrane; postsynaptic density membrane. The record is from RefSeq and is a predicted model, not a curated record. Gene Ontology annotation, molecular function: glutamate receptor activity; transmitter-gated monoatomic ion channel activity involved in regulation of postsynaptic membrane potential.